CAUCAUCAGUAUGCGACGGCCCUUCUCAACUACGUAGCUCUCUUCCGCCUGUUUAGGAUCUGUUGUGUUCAUCGGCAGCUCCGGGAAUGGAUAAAACAACUGAGAUGGAUAACCUGGAAAUGCGUCUCCGGGCGCUAGAGAGUCGUAUAUAUGGCGAGAGAAAAAACAAGAGUGGAAAACCUGUAAAGUGUGCAGAGUCAUUGGCCAGGAUUCAGGCCGGUCUGACCAACACAGCCAAUAAGAGAGAACGAGUAAAGAUUCUGCACAAGAAGAUUGAGGACCUCUUAAAGUACUUGGACCCUGAGUUCACAGACCACAUCACUGUGCCUGAUGCCAUGAAGCUGGAGUUUAUCCUUGCAGAGGAGGACUUCUUGCUUUCGCAUGCUGCUUUACUGGAACAGGUCAGCAACCUGCAGCCACUGCUGGACAGCACCUACAUCAGAGAUGUACCAGAACAUGCCACCAAGCUGCAGCGCUUGUCACAGAUUCACAUCAAACAGCAGGACCAAAGUGAGGUUCAGUCACAGGAAGUUAAGAAGCUUUUUGAAGAAUACAACAAAAUGAUGUUCCUGUUGUCCAAGCAGUUCACCCAGUGGGAUGAGACCCUGAGAAAAAUGGAAGAGGCCAAAGGAAUCCGACCUGUGGAAUAGUGAUUAUCAACAUACGUUCAGAUGACGAAAGUGGAAAAACACUGCACUGUGGUGGGAGUGUCAGAUAUGUGAGGCAACGGCAUCAACACAUUUCUUUCUUAUUUUCUUUCUUUUUUUAAACAUUUAAUUUAUUUGAAUUAGGUGAUAUAACUUUGAUAAUCUAACCUGAUGUAAGAAAUCCUCAAAAGUGUAAGAAACAGUACAUUAACAAUUCCAGAAAUAGUCACUGCAGAUUGUAAAAUAUUGAAGGCAGGUUUGUCUUCCUGCUAAUGCUGGUGGUUCCAAACUGACACUCAUAUUGGAAGAAAAUGGGUUUCCUGUAACCGUUUAUUUGUGGAUGAAUUCACUCCUAUCAUUAAACUUGUAGUUGUUAUGCUGUUUAUUGUCAGACAAAAGUACUUUACUUGUAAUGUAUUCCUGUCCUCCUUACUGUAGGCAUGUCACAAGACUUAAAUUGCUCUUCCCCCAGUUCAAAAACACACACCUAGUUACUUCCCUCUGGAUGCUUCUUGACAUGACUUAUAAAACCUUACAUUAGCUUCAGUAUUUUUUCCAGUAUUUGGUUUGAACAAUUUCAUUAUAUCUGAUUUAUCUUAUAGCAAAUAAAUGUUGAUAAAUAAAUAUGACUUUUUGGGGGGAUAUUCAAAAGUGUUGCAUGUUGUGUAUAUAUGAGUCUUACAACAGAAUCUGGAUCUGUUUAGGUCUGUUUGUGCAUUCUGAUGUUUUGUCAGUUUCUAAUAGGUUACUCAGCCAUUUUUCACAUUUUCACAGAAUAGAUGAGAUUGGAAACUUGGAAAUAAUUAACCACAUCAAGAAGCAAUGUAAUAUUGUCACUGUAUGUUUACUCCAAAACAACACUGAACACCUUAAUACCUAUGUGCUUUACAAAUUGAAAUGGCAUGACUGACUGAACAUUGACCAAGAAUUAUUUUUGCUGCUGUCUCAUGUAAGGCCAGAAGUACAGCACUUUUUAUUUUGUUCGUAACAGCUCAAAGAAAAGGUGAGACUAUUUUUUGCUCGUUGAAUAUUGCGCAGCAUAGAUCAAGGCACAUAAUAUGUUGCUUACUAAAAUUGAAAAUUAUG
Messenger RNA from Maylandia zebra (zebra mbuna), 1733 nucleotides. It is a transcript of the gene dctn3, whose product is annotated as dynactin 3 (p22). Lineage: Eukaryota; Metazoa; Chordata; Actinopteri; Cichliformes; Cichlidae. The record is from RefSeq and is a predicted model, not a curated record. Gene Ontology annotation, cellular component: dynactin complex. Gene Ontology annotation, biological process: cytoskeleton-dependent cytokinesis.